Lemur catta (Ring-tailed lemur) is the source of this 945-nucleotide messenger RNA. Its product is annotated as olfactory receptor 52M1-like. Gene Ontology annotation, biological process: G protein-coupled receptor signaling pathway. Lineage: Eukaryota; Metazoa; Chordata; Mammalia; Primates; Lemuridae. Gene Ontology annotation, cellular component: membrane. The transcript has a single exon. The coding region runs from base 1 to 945 and encodes 314 amino acids. The record is from RefSeq and is a predicted model, not a curated record. Gene Ontology annotation, molecular function: G protein-coupled receptor activity; olfactory receptor activity.
AUGCCUCCUCUCAACACUUCUCGCCCCUCCCCCGUCACCUUCUUUCUGCUGGGCAUCCCAGGACUAGAGCACCUGCACGCCUGGAUUGGGAUCCCCUUCUGCUCCAUGUACGUGGUGGCCGUGGUGGGCAACGUGACCAUCCUGGCCGUGGUGAGGGCGGAGCGCAGCCUCCACGAGCCUAUGUUCCUGUUUCUGUGCAUGCUCUCAGGCACCGACCUGGUCCUCUCCACAUCUACACUGCCCCGUAUGCUCUGCCUCUUCUGGCUCGGAGCCCGUGACAUCGCCUUUGAUGCGUGCCUGGCCCAGAUGUUCUUCAUCCACAGCUUUACUGCCAUGGAGUCGGGUUUCUUCCUGGCCAUGGCCAUUGACCGUUAUGUGGCCAUCUGUGACCCACUGCAUCAUGCCACCAUUCUCACCCGUACCCGCAUUGCCAAAAUGGGAGCUGCUGUGCUACUUAGGGGAGUGGCCUUCUUUUCUCCACAUCCCAUCUUGCUCAAGCAGCUGCCCUACUGCAGAACUCGAGUCAUUGCCCACACCUACUGUGAGUUCAUGGCUGUGGUGAAGCUGGCAUGUGUGGACACAGGAGCCACUAAGCGCUACAGCCUCAGUGUGGCCUCUGUCAUUGGAUGCUGUGAUGGAUUUUUCAUUGCUGUCUCUUAUGUUCUAAUCCUCCGUGCAGUCUUUCGUCUUCCAUCACGGGAAGCAAGUCUUAAAGCUCUGGGCACAUGUGGCUCCCAUGUCUGUGUCAUCCUCGUUUUCUACUCCACAGCUGUCUUUACCUUCCUGACCCACCGCUUUGGCCACAAUGUGGCUCCCCAAAUUCAUAUCUUCAUUGCCAAUAUGUACCUUCUGGUACCACCCUUUCUUAACCCCAUUGUUUAUGGUAUUAGGACCAAGAAAAUUCGAGACCAUGUCAUUAAUUCUCUAAGGGUGAAAAUUGCCUGA